This is a messenger RNA of Nymphalis io (European peacock), 1192 nucleotides long. Its product is annotated as odorant receptor 46a-like. NCBI's taxonomy places the organism in Eukaryota, Metazoa, Arthropoda, Insecta, Lepidoptera, Nymphalidae. Gene Ontology annotation, molecular function: olfactory receptor activity; odorant binding. The transcript has 8 exons. Gene Ontology annotation, cellular component: plasma membrane. Gene Ontology annotation, biological process: sensory perception of smell; detection of chemical stimulus involved in sensory perception of smell. The coding region runs from base 5 to 1192 and encodes 395 amino acids. The record is from RefSeq and is a predicted model, not a curated record.
CAAAAUGUACGAAUCAUUUCAAGCAUUUCGACCCCAUUUUAAUGCUCUUGCGAGAUUUGGGUAUUUUAAAAUUGUUUUAAAUAGAGAAGUCACAUGGAAAGACACAUUACAUUAUUGCUAUCGAAUUUUUGUUUGGAUUUGCGUAAUAACAUAUAACUUACAACAUAUCAUACGAGCAAUACAGGCUCGAAACUGUACCAAGCAGCUCGUCGGAACUCUAUUCAUAUUGCUUACAACUUUGAAUACCCUUGGGAAACAAUUAUCAUUUAAUGUACGAGUAAAACGCGUUGACAAUAUUAUUGCUUUAAUCAAUGACUCGCUGUUUGCGCCAAAAAACGCUUACCACGAAGAUAUAAUGCGAUCAAAUGCAUCAUCAAUGUCUCGCCUUUUAAUGACCUAUCAUACUGCAAUUUUCAUAUGUAGCGCUCUCUUUAUAGGCUAUCCAAUCAUAGAUAAAGCUUUAGGUAAUGAAGUUUACCUUACUGGAUAUUUUCCGUUCGAUACAAACGUCUCACCAAGGUUUGAGAUAGCUGUUACAUAUUUGGGCAUACUCAUAUCAUUACAAGCUUACGGACAUGUAACGAUGGACUGUACAAUUGUUGCAUUUUAUGCUUUUGCUAAAAUUCAGCUACAAAUCUUAAGAUAUAAUUUAAAACAUCUUGCCGACGAAUUUCAACACAAAGGAGCUAUCUUUAAAAGUUUUGCCGAUGACGAUUCUGAAUUCAGACAAAUUUUCCACAAUAAAUUUGUCCACUGUAUAAAACAUUAUGAACGUAUCGUAUGGUAUGUUAAUGAAAUCGAAUUUAUAUUCAGUGAAGCAAUGAUCGUCCAGUUUUUCAUAGUAGCCUGGGUCAUUUGCAUGACUCUUUAUAAGAUAGUUGGACUUCCAUUAUUUUCGGCAGAAUUCGUUUCAAUGGCUAUGUACCUUGGUUGCAUGCUGGCGCAGCUUUUUAUUUACUGUUAUUAUGGAACACAUCUUAGAGUUGAAAGUGAAUUGGUGAACGAGUCAAUCUAUCAAUCGGAUUGGUUGGCCUUCUCUCCUGGUUUCCGUCGUCGCCUGCUUGUGAUGAUGGAAAGUUGCAAACGUAUGAUUGAGCCUCGAAUAGCCCGCGUGAUUCCUUUAUCUGUGGAUACUUAUAUUUCUGUCUUAAGGUCCUCCUACGCACUCUUUACGAUUCUUAAUCGUAAAUAA